AGUUGUUAUUAUCUAGUUAUUGCACAUGGAAGAAAUCGUCCAACAUGAUAACCAAGCAGCAAUUAAACUUCGCGAUGAUUUCGUAGACACCAUGAGCAAUUUGUGCCAAGAUACAACUAUCUUUUUGAGUAAAUUAAAAGCUGUUAUAGCAGAAUGCCAUAAUGGAUAUCUUCCUCACCUGAUUAGAACAGAAAAUUCGUUCACCUUUAUCAAGUACCACAUUGAGGAAAUUAUCAGACAUGCCAUGGAAUGUGGCAUCGAGAAAUUGGAAAAUACGGUUACAGAUGUCAGGGGUAGCUGGCAGGUUUAUUUGAAACUUAUCUAUUACUUCAUUAAAGAAACCGAGGUACUGCUUAGAUUGCUGUCUAAGAUAUCAAAGUCCAAAAGUGCGGUGAACAAGGUUGUGUUUAAGAUGAAUCAAGCAAAAUUGGCGCCAAUGAUUGAAGAACUAAAUUCGGAAUUAGAGUUAAUUUCUGAUAUAAUUCCCAACAUGGUUAUAGCAACAUUUUAUGAUAGUUUGUUUAGUCGAGAGGAAGCGCUGUCUCUCGUUUCGAAGAUUGAGAUACCUCCAUUUUGGUAUAAGUAUAAUUUCUACAAUCGUCGAUUCGCGCAGUGGUUUGGAUUGAUUAAGUCGUUUAUCAUCAAUGGGGGAAACAGAAAUUAUCAGUUUGCUAGCCGGUGGGCAAAGAAGGUAAGACAACAGAUAAGGCACGGGAACCAUAGCUCUCUUGAGUCCGAGAAUCAGGGCAAAGACAACAAAUUUAAAUACACUUCGAUUCCCGUGGUAAAGGAGAUAUGGAACAUGACGGAGACAGGGCUGGGACAGGCGGUCGUGAAUUUCAUGAAGCCUCGUAUAAGGACAAGUUUUUACAUGCAAGUCCCGGUGUCUGAUGGAAUUAGCGCGAAGCAGUUUAAUGGAAGCGGGGUUGAUGCUCACGUGCAGGUAUUGGUGGUGUGCAAUAGCAAACUGUCAUUUAAUAUACCGAAGGAUUGGAUUUUGCACUUGAAGCAUUCGAACAGAGCGUCCGACACCAUGUCUGUGUUGCGCUCGGUUAUCCACAUGCAUUCGUCGGAUACGAAUAAUUCGAAGCCGAUGGAGUUAAGCGAGCUUGCGCACUAUUUUCAGGGCAAUACGGAGCAAGCACCCGAGUCCACAGAUCUGUCUUUAGAUAGCAACUUAGAUCCAAGUGGCGGUCAAGAUCCGUCUGGGGUGAAUUCGGCUGAUACAGAUCAGCAGGGCGGUAUAGACGAGAUUAAGUCUUCGGCAUCGUGGCACUCUGAUAACGAGAAGAUGCAAAACUAUAGAGCGUUGGCCCUCAGGGAUGACACCGUUGGUGGCAAGAGGGGGGGUGCCCACUCUCUUUCAACGAGCAUGAUAGAUAGUGAGAUGCAAUGCAGAGUCAUUGACGUCAUCGUCCAUUUUCACGGUGGCGGUUUCAUUUCAGGUUCUCCAAGUACUCAUGAACGAUAUCUGCGCAUUUUUGCCAAGAAGACGAACGCUGUAGUAUUCUCAGUUCACUAUUCAUUGGCGCCUGAAGCAAAGUAUCCGGUGGCACUCAGCGAGUGCUAUUUUUUCUACCAUUGGAUCACUCAUCCAAACGCACUAAACAUCAAACCACGGAAAAUCAUUUUGGUUGGAGAUUCAGCCGGGGGAAACUUGCUUUUGGGUGUCACUUUCAAGGCCAUUCAAGAUGGUAUUCGAAUUCCGGAUGGAAUUAUACUUGGGUACCCGGCCACUGACCUAACUCAUACGCUUACACCUAGCCGCGUUCUUUUUUCCAACGACGUUUUGAUCCCUUAUUGUUUUUUGGAUCUGUGUCUUUCGGCGUAUGUCGGCGAAAAUCAAGACCCUCGCAACGACUAUUUUUUGUCUCCGCUCUAUGCGCCAGACAAAUACUACGCCAAGCUGCCCUCUAAAAUUCUCGUUAUGGCGGGAUCGUUCGACCCGCUUCUGGACGAUUCCAUACGAUUUUUGAGGCGACUCGAUUUUCUAAACAAAAAAUACACCUUCGAGUUAUACAACGCACCCCAUGGGUUUUGGAAUCUGGACGCUAUCCUCCCUAUCGCGCAAGACGCCAUUCAAAAAGCAUGUGCUCAGCUAUGUUCUAUGCUUCUGUCGGAUUGAGCUCCAUCUCGACUCCCGUGCGCGCGCUGCCCAAUAUAUCCACGGUCCCUGUACACGCACUUCAACCAUA
This is a messenger RNA of Schistocerca gregaria, 2195 nucleotides long. RefSeq lists its product as uncharacterized. Gene Ontology annotation, cellular component: cytosol. The record is from RefSeq and is a predicted model, not a curated record. Lineage: Eukaryota; Metazoa; Arthropoda; Insecta; Orthoptera; Acrididae. The coding region runs from base 26 to 2125 and encodes 699 amino acids. Gene Ontology annotation, molecular function: sterol ester esterase activity; triacylglycerol lipase activity. The transcript is spliced from 4 exons. Gene Ontology annotation, biological process: triglyceride catabolic process.